AUGGGAGAGUUUUUCAGUCUGUUGGUCCGACAGAGAGGUGUGUUCAGUUUCUGCUUGUUGCGAGUGUUUCGACCAGAUAUUUCCCCCCUCGACCUCGGGAGCCAGUCUCUGAAUGUAGACUCCAUCAGCGUCCGCGCAAACUUCAGGCACAACUGCUCCCUUCUGUCCACCAGUGAUGAAGGGUGCCACGGGACAACUUUGACGGUGGGAGGGACCAUCGUAGUCCCAUUGUCCGACUACCGCCCGCCUCAAGCCGGGCAGCCCCCGGUCAAAAAGGUGUCGGUCCGCCAACGUCUGCCGCUUCAGAGGGUGCCUGGAGCUCAGUGUCCAACACGAAAAGCAGACGGAAACUCAGUACCCAACAGACAAAGUAUUGUAAAGAAAUCAUCCAUCUUGCGCCUGGCAAGCUGGAAUGUCAGGACAAUGUGUCCUGGCCUCUCUGAUGAUCUACAACAGAUCGAUGACUCCAGGAAGACAGCAAUCAUCAACCGCGAGCUGAUGAGGCUCAACAUUGACAUUGCUGCCCUACAGGAGACCAGACUUCCAUCAAACGGUAGCCUCAGAGAAGAGGACUACACCUUCUUCUGGCAAGGGAACGAACCAGAGGAACCCCGCAUGCAUGGCGUAGGAUUCGCAGUAAGAAACUCUCUACUGUCCUCAGUGGAACCGUCGCCAGAGGGAACAUCCCGAAUCCUCUCCCUUCGCCUCUCCACUUCUUCCGGUCCAGUCAACAUCCUGAGCAUCUAUGCUCCUACACUGAGCUCUGCGACUGAGACCAAGGAUGAGUUCUACGAGAAGCUCGAGACAACCAUCAGUGGGAUCCCAGCCACAGAGCAACUUUACCUGCUUGGAGACUUCAAUGCUCGAGUCGGAGCCGACCAAGAAUCCUGGCCUCGCAGCAUUGGCCACUUUGGCAUUGGCAAACUCAACGAAAAUGGCCAGAGACUUCUUGAGAUAUCGUUCCUACCACGACCUCUCUAUCACAGCGCUGAUUGCGACACCGACCACUCGCUGGUUGGUAGCAAGGUGCGACUUCAGCCCAGACGGAUCUACCGUUCCAAGCAGAAAGGACGCCCACGUAUCAACACAGCUAGGACAGUACUGCCAGAUCUGUGUCAGCGCUUCGACGACUCCGUAGAAGAAGCCCUCCGUGACUGCCCUACACGCAGCGCUGUAGAGAGAUGGAACUACAUUCGCGACGCCAUCUACACCUCUGCCAUGGGCACCUUCGGAAAGAGAGAGAGGCACAACCCAGACUGGUUUGAAGCUGGAAUUGCAAAACUCGAACCGGUAAUCACAGCUAAAAGAAAAGCACUACUUGACCACAAGAGGAAGCCUUCAGAGAAGACUCUUGCUGCCCUUAGGAAGGCUAGGAACGACGCUCAGCGGAUAGCUCGGCGCAGUGCCAACGACUACUGGCUAAACCUUUGUGAAGGCAUCCAGCUCUCUGCUGACUGUGGAAACAUUCGUGCAAUGUACGACGGCAUGAAGAAAGCGUUUGGUCCCAGCAUCACUAAGACUGCACCUCUGAAAACAGCCUCUGGCGACAUCAUCACAGACAGAGGAAAGCAGAUGGAGAGAUGGGCUGAACACUAUCAAGAGCUCUAUUCAAGAGAGAACGUCGUCAGCGCAGCGGCCGUUGAGAACACAGACACCCUACCACUUAUGGAGGAGCUAGACAACGCGCCCACCAUUGACGAACUUAGAAAGGCCAUUAACUCCCUGGCCAGCGGGAAAGCUCCUGGUAGUGAUGGGAUUCCCCCAGAGGUCGUCAAAGCAGGCAAGAACACUGCCCUACAUAACCACCUGCACGAGCUCCUACUCCAAUGCUGGGAGGAAGGAGCUGUCCCGCAAGACAUGCGCAACGCUAGCAUCAUUACGCUCUACAAGAACAAGGGAGACCGCAGCGAUUGCAAUAACUACCGAGGAAUAUCACUUCUCAGUAUUGUUGGGAAAGCCUUCGCUCGAGUAGUACUCAACCGGUUGCAGAAACUUGCAGAGCGAGUCUACCCCGAGGCACAAUGCGGCUUCAGAGCCGAAAGAUCAACCAUUGACAUGGUCUUCUCGCUACGGCAGCUGCAGGAAAAGUGCCGAGAACAGAGGCGCCCGCUGUACGUGGCCUUUAUUGACUUGACGAAAGCUUUCGACUUGGUCAGUAGACAAGGCCUCUUCACCCUGCUACAAAGGAUUGGUUGUCCCCCUAAGCUCCUGAGGAUGAUCUCGUCUUUCCACGAAGACAUGUAUGGCACCGUCCAGUACGAUGGUUCAUCCUCGGAUCCCUUCCCAAUCAAAAGCGGUGUGAAACAAGGAUGCGUACUAGCUCCGACACUCUUCGGCAUCUUUUUCUCCCUCCUGCUGACCUUUGCUUUUCAUCGGUCAGAAGACGGAGUGUACCUGCACACCAGAAGUGACGGAAGGCUCUUCAACCUCGCACGUCUCCGAGCAAAAACUAAGGUUCGCAAGGUCCUGAUUAGAGAGAUGCUGUUCGCCGACGACGCCGCCUUGACUGCGCACACAGAGCCAGCCUUGCAGCGACUCAUGGACCGCUUCUCUCAUGCGUGUAACGAGUUCGCUCUCACCAUCAGCAUCAAGAAGACCCAAGUCAUGGUCCAGGAUGUUUGCAGCAUCCCUAGAAUCUCCAUCGAUGACCACAUCCUUGAGGUGGUAGGCACGUUCACCUAUCUGGGUUCCACCAUCUCCAACAACCUGUCCCUGGAGGCAGAGUUAAACAAACGCAUCGGCAAAGCAGCAACAGUUAUGGCUCGCCUUGGGAAACGCGUUUGGGACAACGCAAUGCUGACCACCAACACCAAGCUAGUGGUAUACAAGGCUUGCAUACUCAGCACGCUCUUGUAUGGCAGCGAAGCCUGGACACUGUACUCCCACCAAGAACGUCGACUCAAUGCCUUCCACAUGCGCUGCCUCAGAAGAAUCCUGGGCAUCAGUUGGCAGGAUCGUGUCCCGAACAAGGACGUCCUGGCACAGGCCGGAAUGACCAGCAUGUACGCCUUGCUCAGCCAGAGGCGUCUGAGAUGGCUCGGUCAUGUUAGCCGAAUGGACGAUGGCCGAAUACCGAAGGACGUGCUGUACGGAGAACUAGCAACCGGUGCCAGACCUGCGGGGAGGCCCGUCCUCCGCUACAAAGACGUCCUCAAGCGUGACAUGAAGGCAGGAGGGAUCGACCAAACAAGUUGGGAGACAGUGGCAGCCGACCGCAGCAGAUGGAGGCAAGCCGUGAAGACAGGCGUCAAAACCAGUGAGAAGAGGAGAGAAGAACAGUGGGAGGAGAGAAGACAGCGUAGACGACAGAGACCAGCACAAACCUGCACACAACCAGACGUUUUCACCUGUGUCAACUGCGGCAAAGUAUGCCGCUCCAGGAUCGGCCUCUACAGCCAUAGCAGGCGAUGCAUGAAGACAUCCUGA
Molecule: messenger RNA, 3426 nt
Organism: Branchiostoma belcheri (Belcher's lancelet)
Lineage: Eukaryota; Metazoa; Chordata; Leptocardii; Amphioxiformes; Branchiostomatidae
Exons: 3
Coding region: 1-3426 (1141 amino acids)
Molecular function (GO): catalytic activity
Source: RefSeq, a predicted model, not a curated record